Molecule: messenger RNA, 3685 nt
Organism: Girardinichthys multiradiatus
Lineage: Eukaryota; Metazoa; Chordata; Actinopteri; Cyprinodontiformes; Goodeidae
Product: N-chimaerin-like
Exons: 15
Coding region: 217-1596 (459 amino acids)
Biological process (GO): regulation of small GTPase mediated signal transduction; signal transduction; positive regulation of GTPase activity
Molecular function (GO): GTPase activator activity
Source: RefSeq, a predicted model, not a curated record
CAAAUACACCAAGGUAUCCAGGUCAAACAGACCUUGAGGCGGGAGUAACGGUCUGUUGCCAUAGUUACCUCCCAAGAGAAGGCGAGACUGCUCACGUGACCUGGCAAGAUGGCGACGUUAGUGCAGAAUGAGAUAUAAAUAUCAGAGUUACCGGGGUCCGAAUUUGGACGAAACUGGGAACUACUGAUCAAUUGUUCAUCAUAUCUAUUGAUCAGAAUGGCCUUAAAUGUCUUUGAUCACGAUGAGUACAGGCCACCAGUCUGGAAAUCUUACUUGUACCAGCUCCAGCAGGAGGCGCCACACCCUCGCAGAAUCACUUGUACAUCAGAGGUGGAAAACCGCCCUAAGUACUACGGGAGAGAGUUUCAUGGGAUGAUCUCGAGAGAGGAGGCCGAUCAGCUCCUGAGUCAGGCUGAAGGCAGCUACCUCAUCAGAGAGAGUCAGAGGCAGCUGGGCACAUACACUCUGGCUUUAAGGUUUGGAAACCAGACGAGGAACUUCCGUCUCUACCAUGACGGGAAACACUUUGUUGGAGAGAAGAGGUUCGAGUCCAUCCAUGACCUGGUGACUGAUGGCCUCAUUACGCUUUACAUCGAGACAAAAGCAGCGGAGUACAUCGCCAAGAUGACCAUAAACCCCAUCUAUGAACGCGUGGGCUACACCACUCUGAACCAGGAGCCCACUCUGAAAAAAAUCCUGCCUCACAGUCCGGAGACGCCUGACGGACCUGUUCCUGUGAAAGAUGGCCGAAACAUGAAGGAGAGGCUCACGUCUCUGGUGCGACGGGCCACGCUGAGGGAGAGCGACAUGGUGCCCAAGUAUGAGAAGGACCACAACUUCAAGGUUCACACAUUCAGAGGUCCUCACUGGUGUGAAUAUUGCGCUAACUUCAUGUGGGGACUGAUCGCUCAGGGGGUGAAAUGUGCAGACUGUGGGCUGAACGUCCACAAGCAGUGCUCCAAAGUGGUUCCGAACGACUGCCAGCCGGACCUUCGGCAUGUCAAGAAGGUCUACAGCUGUGACCUGACCACUCUGGUCAAAGCCCACAACACUAAGAGGCCGAUGGUGGUCGACAUGUGCAUUCAGGAGAUCGAAGCAAGAGGUCUUCAGUCUGAGGGCCUGUACAGAAUAUCGGGCUUCAGUGAGCUGAUCGAGGAUGUCAAGCUAGCCUUUGACAGAGACGGAGAAAAAGCAGACAUUUCCUCAAAUGCUUAUGAGGACAUCAACAUCAUCACCGGAGCCCUCAAGCUGUACUUCAGAGAGCUUCCUAUUCCCCUCAUCACAUAUGAUGCCUACCCACGAUUCAUAGAGACUGCAAAAAUUACAGACCCAGAAAAAAGACUGGAAUCCCUCCAUGAGGCCUUGAAGCUGCUGCCCCCAGCCCACAUCGAGACACUCAGAUACCUCAUGGCUCACCUCAAGAGGGUCACCGAUUACGAGAAGGAGAACCUCAUGUCCAGUGAGAACCUGGGUAUCGUCUUCGGCCCAACGCUAAUGAGGGCCCCUGAACUGGACGCCAUGACAGCGCUCAACGACAUCCGAUACCAGAGACUGGUUGUGGAAACACUCAUUACCAACGAAGAUGUGUUGUUCUGAGAGAAAGGGACAAAAAAAACCUCCCAGAGAGGAAGAGUCUGUGGAAAAAUGAACAAGAUGAAGGAGGAAUAUGUCUUAAAAGACAUUUGUUUUACAGAUGAAGGAAGGGACUGUUUACUUAGACAGAAAAUUAGAGGCUUUGGAUGAAGGCCAGGAUGUAAGGAUAGGUGUUUCCCCAUAUUUUUAUGUAAUCUUUUACUAUCAACAAACUUGAAGAUGGUAAAUAUUUGAUGGAUAAUGACAGCUGAAACUCUGAGCCUUUUUAGGUAAAAAUAAAUAACCGUAGAAAUUGCCCAUAUAGGGGAUUUAUCUUUAUUUCUUUUUAAACGGAUGCCUGGAGAGUUUUAAAUUAACUUUCUUUAGUUUUUCUGUUUAUUUAUCUUGUGAAAAGAUCAACAAAAGUGAUAAUGGGUUACAGUUCUUGACAUUUCAAGUUAAAUCAGAUGCCAGAGAGUGGGAUUUCCUCGUUAUUUAUCUAUAUUAUCUGGCCAAUUUUGGACACAAAGGAAAUUUGGGUUUGGUUGAUUUUCAUCCAUUUCUUUGUUGUAGCAAUGCAUGUUGGCUAUAAAUCUUAUGUUGAAGGAAAGGCUGAUUAUUUCCCCUUAAAUGGUUCCACAUCUGUAAGGAAAAAGCAUUUGUGAAAUUGAGAGUGAGGGUUGCACCAAUGAAAACAUUUUUUAAUUUCCUCUACCAUUGUCAGACAUCUUAUUCCACCAUUGACUCUUGUUUUUAGCUGAUGUGGUGUUUCUGCAACAUCAUCCAAUCCAGUAAACAGGACCAAACAGCAGUCAAUGGGAAUUAGCUACUUGGCAUUGGCACAGAGGACUUGGUAAGUUUUUCAUGGCUGCAACCCACAUAGUCAACUCCUUAUUUGUAAGGACAUAGUCAUUCCUUACAAAUAAAGCACCAUUUAAAGGGACAUAAACAGAUUUAAUACCAAGAAGCAGUUUUACAACAAAGAAACAAUCAACCAAACACAAAUCUUAUUAAUUUUGCGCUUAUUUUUUUCUUUGAUCUUCUAAAGAUAAUAAAAUCUGCAACAUAUUUCUUCGGUAUUCUUAUCAUUGACUUCAGAAGGAGAUCACUGCAUCACUUCUCAACAUUUAAGCCUCCUCUAAGAAAGAAGCAGUACUGGCUUCAUGAAAGUAGACAGCAAGAUGAAUGAGUAACUCCAGUUUAUUCCUCAGAGUGAGACAUCGGUGAUUUAGACCUGUUCUGUUUUAAUUGCACGUUCUCUCCAAAAACCGGACUCCAACUCCUCAGCAGCCAUAAAGAGGAACUUUUUCAUGUCAUUGGUGAGCUUUUUUUAAAAGUUUUUUGUUGUUGCUGUGUAAUUACUCCUCCACUCUUAAGCUACUUGUUGUCUUUAAUCACCUGCUUUGUUUUCAUGCACUAAAUGGGACAGGCAAAGGAAAAGGGUUGCAUCAAGUAGCUCGAGACAUGCGUAUGUGAGUUUUUUACAUGGCUUCUACUAAUUGUUUAAUGUUAGUACAGUAAAGCAGACAAAGCUUCCUAACACAGUUAUAUUAGUUGAAUCAUAAGUAAAAUAUUAGGAAUGUUAAAUGUGUUCAAACAUAUCCAGCUGUGAAGAAGGUUUAAUGUAAAGCUUCAACCAGGAAGUUAUGUAUCACUGGUCCAGUGCUGUAAUAUGAAGGAGUUUAUUUUCUGUUUUUUGUUUUUUACAAACUUGUACCAUUUGAAGGGAUACAAUGGAGGCCUUUUGCUUAUUUCCCCGCUUUAGCUAAGACUACCUUUACUUAUUUUUACCCCCACUUUUGUCGGGGGACGCUGUUUAAAUUAAAGUGAUAAUGACCCAGAAAAAUAACGAGCAAACAAGCCUUAUUGGAUGUAACUGGUGGGGAACAUCAAUAUGUUUGUAACAAAUUUUAUAUUUUUUAAAUUUGUUCUUUAAUUUAACACUGACUAACCAAAUACUAACAUCAAAUUAUUCCUCUGAGCCCUGCAUGAUCUGUGAAACCUGCUCUUUUAGCAUCAUUAAAUGUUAAUUUUUUAUUGUCAUUGCUUUAAAGUAUUUUCUGUAUGGUUUAUGCAUGUUGUAAUUAAAUUAUUAAAUAUGGCUUUCAACUCA